Oldenlandia corymbosa var. corymbosa is the source of this 3515-nucleotide messenger RNA. NCBI's taxonomy places the organism in Eukaryota, Viridiplantae, Streptophyta, Magnoliopsida, Gentianales, Rubiaceae. The record is from the annotation of a GenBank genome assembly.
CUUAUUUCUAUAUAUUUAUCAUUGAAGUCUUUCCUUAGCUUUUAUUAAUUUUCAUGUACCAUGUAUGUGAAUAUGAAUGUGGGUGUGCUUGUGUCCUUUUGUUGCAAACUGUGUAUAUUGCUUCCAUAUGUUUUGUGGGACUUCAGUCGGUGACUCUGUGUGAUUGGUCCCUGGUGUAGUGUGGCACCUGGGAUUGGAAUGUUUGUGGUUGGUCCUUGGUGAAGUGUGACGCCGUGAAUUGGGAAUGUUUGGGGCUUUGGUCCGUGUUUGGUCUCUGGUUGGAAUGUAAUGUCUAAGUUUGUCCAUUUAGUCAUGAAUCUCUAGGUCUUGAAUCUUUAGCUUCUGUAGUAAGGUUUUGGUACUGUAUUUUCGUUUUCCUUUUGGAUUCAUGUAGACGGAUUGCAAACAAAAUGGUUUCUUUAUUUCAUUUUUUUCUUUUUUAUAGGCGAUUGUAAGUAUAAAGUGAUGCGAAGGCUAGUCUAUUUGAAACCUGCGGCUGCUAUGUUGUAUGUUUACUUCAUUUCUAGCAAUUCUGCUUGAGCAACUUUCAUAUCUGUGAAUUACUUCGAAAAGUACGUCACAUGUCGAACCAUUUUGUCAGAUGUUGAUGGUCUCUUGCCAGUUGCUUCCAGACUAGAACCUCCCCGUCACUGCUAUCUUGAGGCUCUGAUGUAUUUCAUCUUUCAUUACUAUCAUUUCUGAGUUCUGAUCCUCUUUUCAUCGUACUCGAAUAUACCCUUCCCGCUUGUAAAGUUUGUUUGGGUUAAAAAAAUAUAUGAUGGUAAUAGCUCCGUUGAAUUUCCAGCAGGAUAGUUGGUUAGUUAGAGUUUGUCUACUCACGACAAAUCAUAGCUAUAAAAUUUGUUUUCAGGUACACAUUUUGAAUCAAUUUUCUUUUAUUAAAUUUUCCAUUUCCUUUUCGCGUCAAAUCUUCUAUUUGCUAUCCUGUAUGAGUCCUGGUGAGAGCUGGGCAGAGGCCUGCCUAAGGCUCCUUAUUUGGUGUUAAGCUGGUUGGAGGGGGUUAGGAGAUGUUACAGUAUCUAUAUCAUACAUUACAAAUUCAUAAUGUAUGGUUCCCUGUGUUGAUGUGGUUGCAAUCAGUUUGGACAGCAGGAAUGAUCACAUUAAUAAACCCUAAGUUUCCCUUAGAAAAGUUUGUUCUUGUCAGAAAUGCGAUAAUGAUGUGACCAAACCUAUUUAAUAAGAUGUUGCUGCAUCUUCUCUGUAGGCUUUCUCACAUUCCUUUAUUUCUGGAGACACUGGGCUCCCAACAUCCUGAUUUCAAGGGACGCUUAGAUUGUACAGUUUGUUGGUGUACAUCCAGCUUCAUGGCGUUAUGGAUAAGCAAAUAGGUCAUUUUUAUCCAGGGCAUAAGGCUAGAUUCGUAUUAAUGUAACAAAACCAAGCUAUAUUAUUUUCUGUGUCUUACUGAGAAAAAUGUUGAUCUAUCUCAUUCACUUCGUUGUACUAAUUUUGUAGUUGUACCAGACACUAUAUAAACUCAUGUAUGUUAGAAAAAAGCUAAAUACAUCUUCCUGGACAAGCUUUGUUCAAGGAUUAUCAUGUCCUUAAUAUUUGUUAGACUUACAGGAAUGCUUAUUUAGAAGAUGGCUGUACCUAUACUUUGAUCUUUUUAGUUUAUUUCAGAUGUAAAAAUGUGCAGUUUGGCUGAGUUGGUGCAUUGUUUUUCUCUUUAAUAUGAUGAAGUUAAGGAUCAUAUAUGUACAUGCAGCUGAUUUUGUCUUCAGGGCUUCUUUAUGUACAUCUUAUUAGCGCUUGAAAGUACAUCUUUCUGUUUGUCGGAAGUGAUGGCUUAACAGAUUAGUAGCAUGCCGUAUUGCACAAACUUGCAGAUUUUGCUACUUCUCGAUUGCCUUGUAAAAUUCGUUUGCUAAAAAGACGUUACCGUUCUUGUAUGUCUAUUCUAAUUAUUCUUGUGUCACACAAUUCCAGGAAGCGAAGGAUCCCGGUCAUACUACCAAGCCCAAAGAAUGGAGCCAAGGAUGGGACAAGAGAGACAAGGAAGCCAUGAUUCAAGGUCUCAGCCACGUGGUGAAGAAAUGGGUAUUCGGUAUGAGGAGAAUUAUAUGCCACAAAGUUUUGAAGGACUUGAGCAGAAGUUCCUCGAUGAUAUCAUGAAAUUGAGCAAGGAGCAGAAUGAUGCGGAAGAUGCUGAAAAUGCAAGGCAUCGAGAGAGAAUAAAUAUCAUCAAUGUACAAUAUCAAGAACAGCUAGUUGCUCUCAGAGCUCGACAUGCCAAUAGAAGAGAGGAACUACUUCGCCAGGAAUCUCAUUCGCGACAGCAGCAGUACCAGCAGGACCAUCAUCGUCAUCAUCAUUCCAGCAGUGGCCCAAAUGACCCUCGAGGUUACAGUGCAGCUCCCGGUAGAGAACCUCAUAGACCCUAUAGUGCCGAUUCUCAUAAUGAGCGAACACGAUUACCUGGUAGUGGUAGGAACAAUGAAUACGAGCCUAGGGCUCUGUACCACCUAGGAGGAUACAGUGCAGCUCCUGGAAGAGAACCUCAUCGACCCUAUAGCGCCGAUUCCCAUAACGAGCGAACAAGAUUCCCUGGUAGUGGUCGGAGCAAUGAAUUUGAGCACAGGGUUCAGUACCAUGGUGGCCGAGGAUCGCGAUAUUAUUAAUGUGUACUUGUAAUUUUAGAUUUUGCAGUUUAGUUUAUGUAUUUGGGGUGUUUUUUCUUACCUUUACUCAAGAGAAUCAUGAUUUGUUUGUGUUGUAAAAACACUUCCUGUUCUGAAACCAUUUCAUGAACAAAUGGAAAGAGCUUGAAUAAUAACAGCAAGAGUACAAGGAAAACUACCAUAUUCGAACAGAAAACACCACAAAUUGUUACGGUUUCUUAUUCAUCACAAACCCAAUACCAAAAUCAAGAAAUUCUCAAUAAAACAGCAUGGAAGCAAAUCUUCUAAUUCAAGAGGGCUUGCUGAAUUUGCGACCUGUAAUUCGUUCGGCUUCGUAUAUGAUGUGAUUAAUCAGUCCCCUGGCAGCAUCGUCUUUCAAUUUCUGAAUCUUGUCGGGAUCGGUCUCGUGCAUAUUCUUCUUGAACUGAUCCCUCACCAUGCCGACAACGAGUUCCGUGUUGUGUUGCUUGUGGCCGAUGUAUUUAGCUCGUCGCAAGCAUUCCCGAUAAAGCCGGAUGACGUUGUUUGCUAGCUCCGGCGGCAGAGCUGUUUGCAGAGAAGGAGCCAUUCUUUUGAAUCAGUCCUUGGCGAAGACCGCGAUAGCCUAGAGGUGGCGGCGGUGGCGGAGAUUCUCAAAAUGGAGAUGAAAUUUAGAAGAUCGGUGGUGGUGGCCGGCGGCUGAAGGAGAAGAAAAGAACGGAGGAAAUGAAGAAGUCUAUAUAGGUUUUGACUUUUGAGAAGGUUUGUUUCCUUUGGGCUAAAUGUUUAGGCCGCAAUGAAUUGGCGUUACAGGCUUUCGUUUGGACUUACACUUUCCUUCUUUGGACGUUAAUUGGGUUUGAAUUUCAAGAUUGUCAUUUUAGAAUAUCU